Durio zibethinus is the source of this 1781-nucleotide messenger RNA. RefSeq names its product calmodulin calcium-dependent NAD kinase-like. Gene Ontology annotation, molecular function: kinase activity; ATP binding. Lineage: Eukaryota; Viridiplantae; Streptophyta; Magnoliopsida; Malvales; Malvaceae. The record is from RefSeq and is a predicted model, not a curated record.
GAUGUGUUGCAAGCAUUUUCGUGUAGCAAGAUAUGAGCUUAUUACAUCUGUCACUACUUGAUGAAGAUCCAUGAAACCCUGUGCCUCCUUUAAUUUACCAAUGCCUCCAAAUCGAUAUAACGAUUAACAUGCGCAGCUUCAAGGGCAGAAGUAAUGGCAAAUCUGUUUCUCGUAUUGGGGUUAUCAAACCAACAAGAAAAUUCUAGUUUCUGGAAUUCUAAGACAUGCAGAGAGAUCCUUGUUGCCUCUUCGAUUGGCUUGAUCAUUGCAGCAGCAGUGCGGUAUCAUCUUCUGAAGCUAAGGGAUCAAAAGAUCAUCCCACGCCUAAGAUCAAGGGACAAAGGCCAUGGCCGCAUUGAAAAGCUCGAACGCUUCCCUCACUACGUAGCUAGGCAGAUGGGAUUUAAAGAUAGAAGAGAAUGCCCUUUGCUCUGCAAGUUAGCAUCAGAAUACAUCAGGAAAUCCGAAGGUUGCGAAGAGGACAUAUACACUUUCUUCUCCAAUGAGCCAGAUGUGGAUUCGCUUUUUGUUAAGCUCGUAGAGGAGUUUGAGAGGUGCAUUCUUAGUUAUUUUGCAUUCCAUUGGAGUCAUGCAGAUCUUACGAUUAGUCAGAUAUUAAGUUCUGACGCUGAACCCAAGAAAAAGCUGAAGCAGAUUUUCAUGGCAGCAACUAGGGAACAGAGAUUCGAGAGGGUGACAAAAAAUCUUAAGGUGGCUAGAAUUUUCACUACAUUGGUGGAAGAAAUGAAAGCAAUGGGGCUCACAUCAACAGAUGACUCUCAAUGUACAGAGGUGAUGGCUCCAGUGGCUCACAGUGAUAGAAGUCCAGUGCUGCUACUCAUGGGAGGUGGGAUGGGAGCUGGGAAGAGCACCGUGCUUAAAGACAUUCUCAAAGAACCAUUCUGGGCAGGAGCAGCAGGGAAUGCAGUUGUGAUUGAGGCAGAUGCAUUCAAAGAAUCAGAUGUCAUCUACAGAGCCCUAAGCUCUAAAGGUCAUGCAGAUUUGGUCCAUACGGCUGAAUUAGUGCACCAAUCAUCCACAGAUGCAGCAUCAUCCCUUCUAGUGACAGCACUCAAUGAAGGGCGGGAUGUGAUCAUGGAUGGAACGCUCUCCUGGAUACCAUUUGUUGUGCAGACAAUAACUAUGGCAAGAUGUGUCCAUCGCCGCCGAUAUCGUAUGGGUGCGGGUUACAGGAAAGGACCUGAUGGGACUGUAACUGAGAACUACUGGGAACAAAUCGAAGAAGAAGAUCAAGUGCAAGAAGGAGGGAAAAAAAGGAAGCCAUACAGAAUAGAGCUGGUUGGGGUUGUCUGUGAAGCCUAUUUAGCGGUUAUUAGAGGCAUAAGGAGAGCUAUAAUGUGUAGAAGAGCUGUAAGGGUGAAGUCUCAAUUGAAAUCCCACAAGAGAUUUGCAAAUGCGUUUCCAACAUACAUCCAACUGGUUGACAACGCUAGGCUAUAUUGCACCAAUGCUUUGGAAGGGCCACCUAAGGUGCGUUCACUACCCUCAUUUUCAAUCUUAAUUUCUCUGAUUUACUUGGGCACUUAAUCAGGACACAUGGAUCUGAAAGGAACAUCAGAGUUCCCUUAAGAAUCUUAACUCCAGAACGUAAGGUCAGAACAACAACAGUGCCUGGUUACGUUACUAUGAUGGACCCAUCUUGAAUCACCAUAUGGGUAUAAAUUAGGAUGUCAAUCUGACCCGACGGGAAAUCCGAUUCCCCGCCUCAAUGGGGAUUGGUUUGGGUAAAUUUUUUCAGGGAUGGAAGACAGGGAGCACAU